UUUAUAGACUACAUUUUUAAUAAAUAUAUUAGGUUGUGGUGGCUGAGAGCUCUCUGCCUCUGUGUGCUCUCAGUAAUCUGCUAUGGCAACAACAGGGGGCGAAAAGAAAAAAGGACGAAAAAAAAAAAAAAAGAGAAAGAUUUGACAACAUGGCGCACUUUCCUGAGGAAAGUUUCUCCUGAACGGCUCACAGACCAAGUUUUGGUGAAUUUCUUUCUGGCGUUCAUCGCCUCAUUUCCAAGCCAAAAAAAGAAAGAAAGAAAGAAAGAAAGCGGAGUCUGCGACUGUCCAAACUCGGAGACUUGUUCAGGGACAUAAUGGACAACGUUUUGUGUAGGACGGUGAUGGGAUGAGACGGAGACUUGGCAGAAACAGACAGACAGGAUGGAGAAACGAGCCCCUCAGAAAGAAAAGACUUCGGUGUUCGGCUCCCGGACGGCGGGCAGGCCUUUCCGGUAUGUCGCCGGGGACGACGGGGCGAGGUACACUCUCAGCAAAGCGGAGUUCAUGGAGAAGGUGCAGCAGAGCAACGAGGUGUGUCAGCGAGGCGACUUUCAGGAGGCCGUCCGCUUGUACAGCGAGGCGCUGCGAGCCGACCCGCAGAACUGCAUCCUGUACAGCAACCGCUCAGCAGCCUUCCUCAAACUGGGCCGGCACCAGGCUGCUCUGGAGGAUGCUGGGAAGGCUUGUGAGCUCAAUCCCAAGUGGCCAAAGAGCUGCGGCAAAGCUGAGACUCGUGCACAGUCACCACCACCACCACCAUCAUCAUGCAGCGCUUCUUCUGGGAGAAAAUCUGCAGCGGAAUCGAGGGAAGUGGAGAGGCAGCAUGACUUGCGCUCUGGAUUUCUGUGA
This is a messenger RNA of Nematolebias whitei (Rio pearlfish), 852 nucleotides long. RefSeq names its product tetratricopeptide repeat protein 28. Bases 385 to 852 code for a protein of 155 amino acids. The record is from RefSeq and is a predicted model, not a curated record. The transcript is spliced from 3 exons. Gene Ontology annotation, molecular function: Hsp90 protein binding. Lineage: Eukaryota; Metazoa; Chordata; Actinopteri; Cyprinodontiformes; Rivulidae.